Messenger RNA from Oncorhynchus keta (chum salmon), 468 nucleotides. Its product is annotated as synaptic vesicle glycoprotein 2C-like. Lineage: Eukaryota; Metazoa; Chordata; Actinopteri; Salmoniformes; Salmonidae. Gene Ontology annotation, cellular component: membrane. The transcript is spliced from 3 exons. The record is from RefSeq and is a predicted model, not a curated record. Gene Ontology annotation, biological process: transmembrane transport. Gene Ontology annotation, molecular function: transmembrane transporter activity. The coding region runs from base 16 to 468 and encodes 150 amino acids.
UUGGUGUACGUGUCGAUGAUGGUGGGGGCUUUCGUGUGGGGCAGCCUGGCGGAUAAGAUGGGCCGUAGGAAAUGUCUGAUCUACUGUCUGGUCAUCGACUGUGUCUUCAGCUUCCUGUCCUGCUUCGCUCAGGGAUACGGAUUCUUCCUCUUCUUCAGGUUCUGCUCCGGCUUCGGGAUCGGAGGGACUGUCCCCAUCGUGUACACCUACUUCGCAGAGUUCCUCCAGAUGGAUAAGAGAGGGGAGCACCUUAGCUGGCUGUGUAUGUUCUGGAUGUUCGGUGGGCUCUACGCCUCCUUCACCGCCUGGGGAAUCAUCCCUCACUACGGCUGGGGCAUUAGCCUGGGGACACAGUACCAGAUCCAUACCUGGAGAGUAUUCAUGCUGGUGUGUAUGUUUCCAGCCAUCAUUGCCCUCAUUGGACUGGUCUUCAUGCCAGAGAGUCCACGCUUCUUCCUGUACAGGUAA